This is a messenger RNA of Macrosteles quadrilineatus (aster leafhopper), 791 nucleotides long. RefSeq names its product proteasome maturation protein (gene Pomp). The coding region runs from base 277 to 699 and encodes 140 amino acids. Gene Ontology annotation, cellular component: cytoplasm; nucleus. Gene Ontology annotation, biological process: proteasome assembly. The transcript has 5 exons. Lineage: Eukaryota; Metazoa; Arthropoda; Insecta; Hemiptera; Cicadellidae. The record is from RefSeq and is a predicted model, not a curated record.
AUUUUCGCGUACUACUUUUACUUCAAUAAAAAUUUAUUUGUGUUCUGUCUGGUUCUGUGUUCUGUGUAAUAAUAAAUAAUAAUCUUGACUAUAUAUUCUCAGUGUAUUGUGAGUGAAAGCUUGGUCUUAAUAAAUUACUUUUUAAACAUUUUUGUCUCUGCCUUGUUUAGAGUUUAGACUGAUUUCGCAUCGUUGUAGACUAGUUUAGGUCCCUACUAGUCUAACUUAGGCCUAUUCACCUUAUUAUUUUUUGUUCCGUGAAAACAAAAUUUAAAAAUGAGUUUUGGUCUUAACCACAGUGAAGUGAAACCAACUCAUUCUGUUAACACUAUGAAGGAGAAUAGCUAUGGGCUGCCUGAUGUGCUAACAUACGGGUUGGGCAAAGUACGUGACAACGUAGUUUCUUCACAUCCAGUUGAAGAAUCCGAAAAAAAUUUUGUUGCGAUGCAGGAGCGUCGAGAGAUGACAAUACUGCGCAACACGCAGGGUCUGCACGCACCUCUGCGGCUGGCGAUGGAGCGACGCGCAGCCCAACAGGUCGGACGCUUGCCGUUCCUGCCCAGCAGUAAUCUCCAGCUUGAGGUACUUAGAGGAGAUGAUGUCACCCUCGACUUCAACGACAUCCUCAACACUCCAGACAUGAGGGAAGGCCUGUAUCAACCACACGCUGUAGUGGAGAGGAACCUUGGUCUGCUCUAACUUUGCAAUGAGUUUUCUACGCAAAUUAAACCAAAAUUUCAACACAAUUUGAUUUUGUAAACCUGUUUCUCAUAAAUUGUUUUGUAAAAGUA